CACAGCGAUGUUGCCUCCGCAAUUAAGAAAACCGCUCAUUCAUAGUGCGCGCAUAUAGCGUUCGUUUUUCAAUUUCAUCUCUUGUCGGAAGAAGAGGGGAGGUAUGGUAAUUGUACAGUUGUUUAGCUGGUAGUAUUACAAUAUAAUAUUGCGUUUUGUUCACUACCUUGCUAUCGCGUUCGUAUUUUGGUAGCGAGCUAGCUAACGUUAGCUUGCUAGCUAGUUAGUCAUUGAACGUUAACGUUAGUUAGCUAAGUACGCUAACUUGCUAUAGUUUAGCUACAGUUCUCCCAGAAUGGCUAUUUAUAAAUAUGGUCAGUGUAAAAAUAGAUUAUCAUAUUGUAGUUAAACAGCUGAACUAGUCUAGUUAGCUUGCUGCCUAUCUUAACUAGCUAAGUCAAAGAAGUCCCCUGUAGCUCAGUUGGUAGAGCAUGGCGCUUGCAACGCCAUCGGUACGAUGUAAUGACAUUGUAUUAAUCUCUAAUUUGUGUCCUCCUUCCUAUAUAGGACAAUGAGUGGGGGAUUCAACUUUGGACAAGCGUCCAAUACUGGAUUCAGCUUUGGAGCUCCCAAAACCACAGCUGCCCCAGUCACAGGCUUUGGGAUUGCAAGUGCCGCAGCUCCAGGUGGUGGCUUCUCUUUUGGACCCCCCAAUCCUGCCCAGGCCCCAGCAGCUGCCCCCCCGAACACUACAAACUCAACUGGAGCAUUCAGCUUUGGGAACCCUACACAGAGCAGUACUCCUGCAGGAGGAGGCUUCUCUUUUGGGUGGGUGCAUUGGAUUAUGUAAUUUACAUGGAUGUUUGGAUAGUUAUAGCACUGUUAUAUUAAUCUUAGGUAGGUUGUUGCCUGUUUAGCUUUUAGUUAGCCUGACAACUCUCUCAAUUAUUCCGCUGCUCUGUCGUUUGCUACAUACUUUAGUCUAAGACUGCAAUCUUUGAAGUCGGUUUUGGUGAUGAGGGGAACAAGGGGUGUUAUACGAAACAGUUAUCAGUGAUUGGAUCGUCGCUAACCAAUCAAAGCCAAUGAUCAAUAUUCAAACUGCCGCCUUACCCACGUGUUUUCCGGAUGUAGCCCAACCAAUCAGUUUCUGGACCAUUCAGACGGCCCUGAAUGUGUUCGCAUUCAAUGAAGGGUCGGGGAGGUUCUCAGAUCCAGACUCAUUGCGGAGAAGAAACUAACGUCUGUGGGCGUGGCGUAGCGUUUGGCCUGAACAAGGAGUCUGGAUAGCCAGGAAGCUUUUAAUAGGAUUGUAAUGUAGAUUUUCUAAUGCAUUAUUUUCUCUUACUUUUAUCUCAAGUACUCCCACUGCUAAACUCAAUCUGGGCACACCAGCCUCUCAACCAGAACCGACUGGGCUAACUAUGGGGAUGGCAACCCCCACCUCUGGGGCAGGCUUUGGACAUGGUGGGGGUUUUGCCACACAAACCACUGCUGUCCCCACAGGAGGGGGGUUCAGCUUCGGGAACGCAGGGGGGCUUGGAGCCCCUGUUGCGCAAACUCAGGCCCAACCAGCAGCAGCCGGUGGGCUCUCUUUAGGAACUCCUGCUGCAUCCACCCAAAUGAUGGGAGGUGGGUUUAGUAUUGGUGCAGCCAAGGUCCAGGCCACCCCAGCCCCUGCUGUAACCCCAGGAGGGGGCUUCUCAUUUGGGAACAGCGCCCCUGCAACCCUCUCCCUGGGAAACCAACCCACAGGUGAGUUUUCUGCGCUUCUAGUCAGCUCAGUUGAUCAGAUCAUGGGUAACGUACUGUAAAUUACAUGAUUACUUUACAUAAAUGUGUUUUGUGCAUCCUGAAUGAUUGUAUUUUAUUUUCCUCAGGUCUGAACUCUGUGGCCCCGGCCUCAACAGCUGCACCAACCACAACCCAGGGUGGAGGAUUUGCGUUUGGCGUCAAACCUUCAGGUAAAUGGGGGAGUCAGAGACAUUUGGCAUGUGUCAUUAAUCAAAUGAAUAGCUGACAUUGGAGAACAAAAAAUGUUUGAAAAUGUGCUAUCUUUGAAUGGGCAUAUGUGUGCCUGUUUUUCAACUAAUAUCAAGUUGAUCUAGUUUUCUUUCUCUAAAGCUACUCCAGCCCCCGCUGUAACUACCCCGGCUACCCAGACCUCAUUAGGUUCUUCGCUCUUUGCUCUACCAGCAGCAGCAGUCACAGGUUUGGGAGUUUUAUCCCCUAACUCUUGCCUGAAAUAUCUAGUGUCAGCAACUAACUCAUAAUAACUAAGGUGAAAUGGUCUUUCUGACAUUCUGUGGUGGCAUUAAUUUCCUUGUCUGUUACCGGUACUCUCUCCUGAUCAGUGGGUGCUGCCCCCACCUCAGCCACCCCUACUGCCCCGGCUGCCACAUCGACAGCAGGAAGUACCCUGGGCUUUAUGCUCAAACCCCUGGGAGCAGUCACUGCCACCACCACCGCCCCAGCUGGCACAGGUACCGUACUGGUUCACUGUUACAUCAUACAGGGUUAUUGGAAUAACUAGAGCUUGAUAUUGUUGCUUGUUUAUGCAAAAUUCUGUAACUGGGCUUAUUUGUCAUUGAUUAAUUCUUGUCGUAUUGAGGAAUUCUUCACUGUAAUGGUUUUAAUGUUUUAGCUGCCCCUACCACUGGCACUACAACAGGUUUUUCACUGGGUAUGAAACCUGCGGGCGCCACUGGCAUCGGUGCAACGGCCCCCAUCACUGGAGUAGCCACAACCAUCACUACUGUUACAGCAAGGUACUGCAGGGUUCAGCCUAGCCCAGUUCAUUACAACAACUCACUGCAAUAGCUCACUGCAUCUGUAUCCUCAACCUUUGCAUUUCUCUAAAUACAUCCUUAUCUACUCGUAAACCUAGUCGUUUCAAUGUGAAACUGUCCCCUUACUCCCCCUCUACAGUGCUCCUCCAGUGAUGUCCUACGCCCAACUAGAGGGUCUCAUCAACAAGUGGAGUCUAGAGCUAGAGGACCAGGAGAGGCACUUCUUACAGCAGGCUACCCAGGUCAACGCCUGGGACCGCAUGCUGGUGGAGAACGGAGAGAAGGUAAACAGACAUGGCACUUCUCGUGAUCACUGCACCACUAGAAUCUAGGCAAUGCUAUUUGUUUUAAUCAUGAAAUGGCCUUCAAUUGAACUUCGGGGUCUCUUCAUGGCAGAUUUUAAAAGAGGAUGUUCAUCUCGUUGUUACAGAUCACAUCACUGCACAGGGAGAUGGAGAAGGUGAAACUGGACCAAAGAAGGUAGGAGUUAACCGGUUUAUUUCUAAUACAGUAUUUGAUACACCAGAUUCGUCCCUCCUAUAGCUCAGUUGGUAGAGCAUGGCGCUUGCAAUGCCAGGGUUGUGGGUUCGAUUCCCAUGGGGGGCCAGUAUGAAAAAUGUAUGCACUCACUUAACUGUAAGUCGCUCUGGAUAAGAGCGUCUGCUAAAUGACAAAAAUGUAAAUUCCGAAUUCUGUCCUUUAUCUGUGAUAAGUAGUCAUUGUGUUACUAUUGUGUCAAAGUUAUUGGAUUAACUUGUGUUUCUGCUCUCUAACCCAUCCCAGGCUGGACCAGGAGCUGGACUUCAUCCUGUCACAACAGAAGGAGCUGGAGGACCUGCUGUCCCCGCUGGAGGAGUCUGUCAAAGAACAGAGUGGAACAAUCUACAUGCAGAACGCAGACGAGGAACGCGAGAGAACGUAAGGUUUUACCAAAGGGCUUUGAGUGAGAACCAAUGCACAGUGAGAACUGAGUCAUGACUAUAUGGUUGUGAUAUUUCAUCUUUAUGCGUUCUCUUUCUGAAGGUACAAGCUUGCAGAGAACGUGGAUGCCCAGCUGAAGAGGAUGUCCCAAGAUCUCAAGGAAAUCAUUGAACACCUGAACACAUCUAGUGGGCCAGCUGAUACCAGUGACCCGGUGAGAGAAAAUAUUUUAUAUAUAUUUCUACCGUUAUUCUAAAUAAAAUGUUAUGUCACAUGCUUUGUAAACAACAUGUGUGGAGUACUUACUUAUGGGCCCUUCCCAACAAUGCAGAGAAAGAAAAUAGAGAAAUAAUAGAAAAGUAAACAAGUAAUAAUAGAUACACAAUAAGUAACGGUAACUUGACUAUACAAGGGGUACCAGUACAAUGUGCUCAUUAAUACAGAGUCUAUGUGCAAGGGUAUGAGGUAAUUUAAGUGAUGUGUACAUACUGUAUAACUAGGAAUAUACUUUUUUGAAAAUACAGCACAUUUCUGUAACUAUUUUUACCUGUAAUGAAUACACCCUUGGUUGGUUAAUUUAGCGAGGAGGAAUUGAAUAAUUAGUUAUGCUGUCACUUUUCCUCUUUAGCUUCAGCAGAUCUGUAAAAUUCUCAAUGCCCACAUGGACUCUCUGCAAUGGAUUGACCAGAACUCCGGUCAGUAUUUAACCUAUGGUCUGGAGAAGCUUGAGUAAACAACUUCCACAACUAACUUGACCCUUCAAUCCAUAUUAACUCUGUAAUAUCUCCCUGUCUUUCCUCAGUGCUUCUACAGAGAAGGGUGGAGGAUGUGUCCAAACUCUGCGACAACCGACGCAAAGAGCAGGAGAAGACUUUUCGUAUAACAUUUGAUUGACUUGGAGAAUUGUAAUGUCUCAGAAAAGGAUAUUGUGAAUAUGUGCAUUAUGCUAGUUUAUUUUUGAAUGCAAUGAAGAUUUGAGGAGUUAUGAUAAAGAUGUGCUUAAUGCAUCAAUUGUGAUUUUAUAGAAAAAUACUCCAAGCUAGGGUUUUAGAUAUGUACUUCCCAAAUUUCCACACCGGUAAUGGGCAAAUAAUACAUUCUUUGAGUAAAGAAUAAUGCGUCACAUAUUGUGCUCUAAUAUGAUUUAGGGGUCGAUUCAGUCCAGUACACUAAAGAUCAGCGCUGUAGAGCAAUUUAAAGGUAAUUUCCGAUUGA
Molecule: messenger RNA, 4865 nt
Organism: Coregonus sp. 'balchen'
Lineage: Eukaryota; Metazoa; Chordata; Actinopteri; Salmoniformes; Salmonidae
Source: the annotation of a GenBank genome assembly